CGUUCCUCCACCGGCAACUUGCAGUUCAAUUAAUCCAUAUCAGUAUCUCACGAUCUGAAUCAGAUGCUAAUCUCGACGCCACCUUCGCCCGUGCAGGCGAGUUUGCCAUCUAUAAUGCAGACAUGACAGCCUCCUAAUCAAGUUUAAUGAGCGAUGAGGUUCUUGCGAGCCUUCGAUUGCAGUGCAUAAGCACUUGAUCACACAUGAGAAUGAUUCUUGCUGUCUGCUGGUUCAGCAGACCAAUUGGCUCCACCCCCUUCGCUAUAUAAAGAAGGAAACCGAAGCCUGGAAGACACCAUUGCAGCAGCUUGCCUUCUCUUCCAUUUCCAGCGAAAAGAGGCUUCGCCUCCGUAGCUUCUCCCAUACCAAGCAUGGCUUGCCACCAGAGAUCCGUGAGUUUACCCUCAAGCCCUCGCUCCAAUGAAGCCAGCAUUGAGGAACAACUGCAGGGCCUCAAGUCAAUCGUCUGCUCACCGUCAGCGACCAUCGAAACCAUGGUUGAUGGUCUGAGCAAGAUCGGGAGCAUCUACAGCCGCAUCAACGAGGUCACAUGCCUGCCCAGUAGCCAGAGGAAGGCGGUGGAGGAGGAGCUCGACCGCUCUCUUGUCCUGCUUGACCUCUGCAAUGCCAUGCAAGAGAGCUUUGCGGAGCUCAAGACCAACGUCCAGGAGAUGCAAUUGGCUCUUAAAAGGGGAGAUGCUGCGUCUGUUCAGACCAGGGUCCAGUCUUAUGCCCGCUCUGCCAAGAAGGCACAGAAGCAGUGCAAGAAGAUCAGCAACAAGGCUUCUUUUGACAAGGAAGGAUGCAGGGUGAUCAAGCUGAUUGCUGAAGCGAGAGAGAUUGCCGUGUCAAUCAUUGAAUCGGCAUUGCAUCUCCUGUCGAAGCAAAUUGCGAUGCCGAGUUCUAGCAAGUGGUCACUCGUGUCCAAGUCAUUCCAAAAGAAGAGAGUUGUGUGUGAGGAGGAGCAAUUGCAAGGGUUGGAGCUGGACAUUGUUGAUCUCGAGAGCAGAGUUGGUACUUUGUUCAGGACAUUGAUCCAGAAUAGAGUUUCCCUUCUGAAUACUCUUAGCUUGUAGAGAGAUCAUACAACUCUGACCCCUGCGAUCAUCAUCCGCCUUUUAGAGGAUUAGCUGAUCAUCCAAACAAAUUUUUGAUGUACAUAUAUAUGAUACAAAGUGUACAGAAAAUUAUUCAACCGAGAGGCAAAGUUUUUGGUCCAUUUACUGUUGUCAGCUCAUAUUUCUCGUGUGACUACUUUUAUGAUGUUCAUUCUUGCCUGUGAUUCCUAUAUGUUUUACAUCAUAUAAAGAGAAUCCAAAUAAUAAAUAAAACUUUUAUGGCUUUGCUCACCACUAUUUUAGAAAUACAGGUUGUUCAGUGUUACCUAAUGAGUUGGUCUUGAUAUUCUUGUUCACAUGAGGAUGUGCCUCAACAGCAAGCACAAGAUCCUGAUACAGUGGAUCUUGCUUUCCAGAGCUAAAACAUGCCAGCUCCAAACCAUGAGAGGUUCUAUUGUAGUUACCAAUGAGUAGGGAUGAAAGUGGUAUGGAUAUUAUCUAUCCGUUCGUCCGACCGAAAAGGUUCAGACACUCAAAUGGUAAGUUCGUAUCCGAAUCCGGACAUUCAAUAUCCGUACCAUAUUCGAAUCCGGAUACUCAAAGUUGCAUUCCUAAGAUCCGAAUAGGAUGAAUAUCAAUAUUCGAUACAUCUUGUCACUAUUCGUAUCCGAAUUCGAUCCAAAAAAAAUAACUAUCUGUAUUUAUAUCCGCAAUAUCCGUUCGUAUCCGAUCCGUUUUCAUCCCUACCAAUGAGUGUUGAUUCCCUUGGAAAAUAAAAAUGUAUGGUUCUCUUAAUGCUUUAUUUUCUCAAGAAACUAUACUAUCUACUUUUGCCUAUUUAUGAAUAUGGCUAAUCUGUGUCCGUAUAACUAGACCUACCAAAAUAAAUUGACGGAUCUUUACAUUCUUCUUUUCUAUUAUUUUGCUUCUUUCCAGCAAAACUAUAUUUGACUUAUGCAUGGUAAAUUAGUAUAGGCAAGUGUUUAGCAACCCGAUAACUUACAAGACACCAAUACAGAAAACACAUGCACUAGACCGAAUUUCAUGGUGAAUUUUUUUUUUGUGAUAACUGAAGCAUGACAAUGUGAUAAGCUUAAUUUGGAACACAAAAUGCAGUAGCAAAUCCAAAAACUUCUACAGCAGAUACGUGGAUCAUCUUCAGGGGGACAGAUGCUUGAUGCUGCAACACUUUUUGUUUAGGAAUAAAGAAACUAAAGAUGCCAGCUAUUAUGCAUGUGUAUGCAUCAGAACCAGGCAACAGAGCAGCAGCCAUGAACACUUGAACUGUGAAGUCAACUGCUCCACCAGCACGGCAGCACGUAGCAACCAGCAUCGGCAAAGCUCUCCUUAUCCCAUUUCAUAGCUUGCUCACAGACGUCGUGAUCUGGACCCAAACAUUGAACUAGGCACUCGUGCACAUCAUUUUGCCGCUUACCUGAACAACAACAAAGGAAAAGGCAUCGGCCUGUCAUGCCGAUAGGUGGUUUUGUUGCAGCAGCACAGCACCUUCUAUCAAUGAGAUUCUCGCUAUGGAUACUGCCAACGACGCCAUUUCUUCAGUAAAUGCAGUUAAAUAGCCAGGCAUUCCAACUGAAGAUGUCACUGCCGUCUACAUUUUGUAUCAUUGCCAUUUAACACGAUUCAAAUCUCCAUAGAGUCCAUCAAUAGGCAAGCCAGAAG
Molecule: messenger RNA, 2738 nt
Organism: Setaria italica (foxtail millet)
Lineage: Eukaryota; Viridiplantae; Streptophyta; Magnoliopsida; Poales; Poaceae
Exons: 1
Coding region: 372-1076 (234 amino acids)
Biological process (GO): shoot system development; root development
Source: RefSeq, a predicted model, not a curated record